This is a messenger RNA of Loxodonta africana (African savanna elephant), 1076 nucleotides long. RefSeq names its product C-C chemokine receptor-like 2. Lineage: Eukaryota; Metazoa; Chordata; Mammalia; Proboscidea; Elephantidae. Gene Ontology annotation, cellular component: external side of plasma membrane; membrane. Gene Ontology annotation, molecular function: C-C chemokine binding; C-C chemokine receptor activity. The record is from RefSeq and is a predicted model, not a curated record. Bases 1 to 1035 code for a protein of 344 amino acids. Gene Ontology annotation, biological process: cell chemotaxis; calcium-mediated signaling; G protein-coupled receptor signaling pathway. The transcript has a single exon.
AUGGCUGGUUACACGGCAGCCCCGGACGAAGACUAUGAUGUUCUCAUCGAGGGUGAUCUGAGUGGCAGCGACACAGAACAAUGUGACAAAUACGAUGCCAGGGUUCUCUCGGCUCAGCUGCUGCCAGAGUUGUACUCCAUCGUGUUCAUGGUCUGUCUUCUGGGCAACCUCUUUGUUAUCUUGGUAAAAUAUAAAGGACUCAAAUAUGUAGAGAAUAUUUAUUUCCUAAACUUGGCCUUUUCCAAUUUGUUGUUCUCCCUUACCCUGCCAUUCUGGGCUUACACUGCGUCUGCUGGGGGGAGCCUCGGAGACACCAUGCAUACAAUUCUCAUCGGUGUCAGCGCCGUAGGUUUGUACAGUGAGGUGUGUUUCAAUGUGCUUCUGACAGUGCACAGGUACCUGGUGCAAAGUCCUUCGCCGACACCCUGUACAGCGUCCUGCGGCAUCCUUACCAGUGUCCUGCCGUGGACAAUGGCUUUUCUGAUGAGUUUGCCUGAGUGCAUAAUUUACAGACCUCAGAUGGGAGGACAGGAAAACAAGUACUCAUUUAGCAUACCUCAUUUUCUGCCAGCUGCUGAGAAAUCCUGGAAGCAUUUUCUGACCUUAAAGAUGAACGUUUUGGGACUUUUGUUUCCACUGUUUAUUUUUAUAUUUUGCUAUGUGCGAAUGAGACGAAGACUAACGUGCAGGGACAACGAGAAUGGCCUUUUCAAGCUUGUUUUUGCCAUCAUGGCUGUCUUCCUUCUGAUGUGGGCACCCUACAAUGUUGUACUUUUCCUGUCUGCUUUCAAACAAGACUUCUCCCUGGAUGACUGCAAGAGCACCUAUGGCCUGGACCAGGGCAUUCAGAUAACGGAAAUUGUUGCCGCCACCCACUGCUUCGUCAACCCUCUUCUCCACGUGUUUUUUGACCAGGACUUUCGGAGACACCUGGGCCAUCUGCUCCACCUGAGUAAUAACACAUCGCUGCAACCCGGGAAGGAAUCUGGCCAAGAUGCAUUAGGGGAACAACCCGAGUCUUCCACUCAAGUAUGAACCAGCUUCCAUUAAAGGCAUGAAAAAUAACAUUGACUUUU